Rhinichthys klamathensis goyatoka is the source of this 3537-nucleotide messenger RNA. RefSeq names its product alpha-1,3-mannosyl-glycoprotein 4-beta-N-acetylglucosaminyltransferase A (gene mgat4a). The record is from RefSeq and is a predicted model, not a curated record. Gene Ontology annotation, cellular component: Golgi stack; endoplasmic reticulum-Golgi intermediate compartment; endoplasmic reticulum. Lineage: Eukaryota; Metazoa; Chordata; Actinopteri; Cypriniformes; Leuciscidae. Gene Ontology annotation, molecular function: acetylglucosaminyltransferase activity. The coding region runs from base 361 to 1962 and encodes 533 amino acids. Gene Ontology annotation, biological process: protein N-linked glycosylation. The transcript has 16 exons.
UGAGAGAUCACACCACCGCUGAAGAUUCUGGCAGGACGGUGCGUCUAAUUUGGCUAUUUUAACGAACAUUACAAAACGUGUUUCUGCUCGUUUUUUUUUUUUUGCUUAAUAGUUUUUAUGAGAUCGAGCCGGACCGGUUGGUUGUUCAACAACAGGCUGAAAGUAACGGCAGGCAUGAGGAUUGCACAUCUUUAUCUGGAAAUGCAUCAGUUCCGCUGGGCUGCCUCGUGACUCCAGCAGCGACCGAGAGGAGGAGGAGGAGGAGGAAGGAGAGGACAGUAUAUGAUCCUCUGAAGCGCUUAUGCACGCCUGGAUCUGGAGGACCAGAGGACCAGCUGCACGGGGAGGCGCUGAAAUGAGAUGAGGCUCAGACAUGGAACUGUUGCCACUGCGAUUGUUUUCUUCACGUCGUUUCUCAGUCUGUCCUGGUACACGGCUUGGCAAAAUGGCAAAGAAAAGCUGGUAGCCUAUCAGAGGGAGUUUCAUGCCCUGAGGGAGCGUCUGCGCGUGGCAGAGCACCGAACCCUUCAGCGCUCCUCUGAGCUCAACGCCAUCCUCGAGCAGUUCAGACGUGCCAUCGCAGAGACCAACGGCAGCAAAGAUGCUCUCGCCAAUUUCUCAGAUGAGACGCAGAAGUUGUUAAAGGAUCUGGCUCACAAGAAGCCCCUCCAGGUGCCAAAUAUCUAUCACCAUCUGCCUCACUUGCUCAACAAUGAAGGCAGUCUGCACCCCGCCGUACUGGUGGGCCAGGGACGUACCGGAGUUUCCAUGGUGAUGGGCAUCCCCACGGUGAAGCGGAAAGUAAAGUCAUACCUGUCAGAGACGCUUCAUUCACUCAUCGAUAAACUCUCGGCGGAGGAGAAGCUCGACUGCGUCAUCAUAGUGUUCGUGGGAGAGACGGACGUAGAUUAUGUAAACAGUGUGGUUGCAGGCCUUGAAAAAGAGUUCUACACUGAACUGAAUUCUGGGUUACUGGAGGUCAUUUCUCCCCCGGCCAGCUACUAUCCAGACUUCAACAACUUGAAAGAGACCUUUGGUGACUCGAAGGAGAGGGUGAAAUGGAGGACCAAGCAGAAUUUGGACUAUUCCUUUCUAAUGAUGUAUGCUGUCAACAAAGGGGUCUAUUAUGUCCAGUUAGAGGAUGACAUCGUCGCCAAGCCUAACUAUUUUGCCACCAUGAAAAACUUUGCCCUUCAACUCGCCACUGAGGACUGGAUGAUCCUUGAGUUUUCACAGCUGGGCUUCAUUGGUAAAAUGUUCCAAGCCCCAGAUCUAAAUCUCAUUGUGGAGUUUAUCUUCAUGUUUUAUAAGGAGAAGCCCAUCGAUUGGCUGCUAGAUCACAUACUCUGGGUCAAAGUAUGCAACCCAGAGAAAGAUGCCAAACACUGUGAGAGACAGAAGUCGAGUCUGCGAAUUCGUUUCAGACCCUCUUUGUUUCAGCAUGUAGGCCUGCACUCCUCCCUUGCUGGGAAAAUCCAGAAACUCACGGAUAAAGACUUCCUGAAACCUCUACUGCAUAAGAUUCACGUGAACCCACCGGCGGAGGUGUCCACCUCUCUUAAAGUGUAUCAAGGCCACACGCUUGAGAAGACCUACACGGGCGAGGAUUUCUUCUGGGCCAUUACUCCAAUGGCUGGAGACUAUGUCUUGUUCAAGUUUGAUCGGCCUGUCAACAUAGAAAGGUUCCUUUUUCGCAGUGGAAACCAGGAGCACCCAGGAGACAAAAUCGAGAACACUACUGUCGAGAUCCUGCCCUUUUCGGACGCUGAGGUGAAGACCAAAGAGAAAUAUAAACGGACAGAAGAUCGGUUCUAUAAACUUGCUCAGUUCGAGAAAGGACUGGCAGAGGGGACGGUUGAGCCCGCCUUUAACCCUGUGGUGGCUGUGCGUCUGACGGUCCAGAAAGACUCCGCCGUGUGGGCGAUUGUUAGCGAGAUCCAUAUCAAGAGGAUACCUGGAUAACUACCUGAAUGUGUCCAGUGGUUGAGACCCUCUGGUCAUCUAGACAGGGACGUGCUGCUCGCAUCUACAGCGCUUCAAGAGUGACCGGGACAUUAUAUCAGAGCGCGUGGAGGAACCCUUGCUCUUAAACUUUACUUUUUCCUUAUUUUCUGUCAUUUCGUCUUCCUCUGGUACCUUCGCCACUCUCUCUUCUCAUCUACUUGGCUUUCCCUUCUGUCGUCAGACUUUGUUUUUUCCUUUUACUAUUGCCUGAAUUCUGUUGCGUGAAUGUGACUACUACUGUACAGAAAAAGACACUUUUUGACAGAAUGUUUCCAGACACUGAAUUUGUGUCGUGAAGAAUUGCAAUCAUUGCUGUCAUGAAGGAUUGAAGUUCAGGAUUCAAGGCUGCACCCAAUGCUGGAGAAAAUGUCCCCUACUGAUGAAGAAUGUCCUCAGCGCUCUGCCGUCAUGGACUGUAACUGACCUCAAACCCUGGGUCAGGUGACUACGGCUGGAAGAGUAGGGCGACAGAAACGUCAACUUUGCAUUUUAUUUCGGUAUUUAUAUAUUUUUUAGGUUUUUGUUUUAGGAUGUUGAUGUUGGCCCUCUGUUAAGAACAUUUUGAAAAACCAGUUUAUUAUUUUAUUGACUACUUUGCCAAAAUCUAAAAACAUAUUUCUUAAAACGAACAGCAUAUCUUAGGCCUCUACCUGGUCAACACGAGUGGAUUUUCCUCUGUCAUUUUAUUGUCAACCAAUCAAUCGUGGCUUUCAAUCGGAAAGUUUUUUUUUAAAUGGCUGUUGUUGUUGUUCUUGUUAUUAUUAUGACGAUCUAUGAAGGUGAAUUAAUUUAUUUGAAAUAAAUCUUUAAUUUCUACAAGAAGUAAAUGCUUUUAUAUUCAUUGGAAAUUUAUGACGUGGCUUGAAGUCGAGUGAAGAUGGUUGAUGUUUGUAUCGUUGUGUAGUUCAGAGGGGUGCAGGGCCGCCCACCUCUGUGCCUUAACAUCCAGCGUCCCUUGAGGGCCUGGUAAAGGACUGCCUUGCGCCCUGCCAAAACGCUUAAAUCAUACAAUAGGACAAUUUGUUAUAUGCUUGAUUUAAGUGGGAUGUUUUAAGUUUAGAGCAUGAAUCGUCCAUGUUUAUGUUCCAGAAUCUUUCGUGUUUUCAUUUGUUCAUUGAGCAUUUUCAAUUUCAUUUCAAAUAAUCUGCUUUCAGUCAGAAAAUGUUCUUCUUUCUAUGCUGUAUCAAGAGUAUCUGAAUGUUCAGUGAGUCAUGAUUAAGUCCAGAUGGAAUCUGCAGAUUCUUUUUUUUUUUUUCUGCGUGGUAAAAUGUGAUUAAUGAAGCUGAGGGUAUUAAAAGUACAAUAUACGGAGCCCCUUAAGGGACAUGGUGAUUGGGAAAAUUGUAUUUCAAAGCGUUGAAAAAGUAUUUCAAUGCUUUUGCAAGCAAACGCAAAGGUUCUCGGGGAACGCAAUACUUUUGCGAGAGAACGUCAUAUGAAGUGAGAGAAAAAAAUAUAUUUCAAUGCUUUUUUCUGAGCAAAUUAAAAGUUUGUCAGGGGAACGCAAUACUUUUGUGAGAGAACGCAAAAAAA